AUGAAUACAUUCAAUAUAGGGUUUGUAAUUAUGGAUCAUAUAUUUGAACGUCUUACUGAAGCUCUUAGAGGAAAACUCCUGAUCACCACAACCCGUUGGGACUUCAUGUCCAGUAUUUACUGGGCCGGCGAUUACUUUCCCACUCAAGGCAUCCAUAGUAUCUUUUCCUUUCUUAUGAAGAAAAAUCAAAUCAUAAAGUAUGAUGGAUAUCUGUUGUUGGAUUCCACCAUGGAAGUCCUUGCAAAAAACUCUUUCCUGUGUUCUUACACUAAGGAUGCCUUUUCGGUGAAAGUCUGGAGACGGUGCAGGGAGAGAGAAGAACUGGAGGUUCUGAGGAAAGAAGAGAUGGAUCCGAUCCUGGCUCUGGACAGCUAUUUCAUUUACAACACAAUCUGGGCUGUGGCAAGGGCCGUCAAUGCCGCUUAUUUAUCCAGAUCCAGGAGGACAACAUAUAAAGGGGGUCCAAAUGUGAAAAAUCAAAUGCUGAAACCAUGGCAGCUUCAUCGUUUCCUUCAAACCUCUCAGUUUUAUAAUAAUUGUAUUGAUGGGGUAUAUUUGAAUGAGAAUGGAUUGCUGGUAGCAGACCUGGACAUUGUGAACUGGAUGAUUUUCUCCAAUAUGUCUGUUAGCAAAGUGACUGUCGGGAGUCUAGAAAGGCAGGGAUCCUUGGAUUUCAAGUUGGUGAUCAAGCCGAAUGCUACUGCAAAGAUGGAAAUGCUAAACAAGCCCCUGCCUCCUUCCAGGUGUGUGGAAAACUGUCCUCCUGGAUUCAUGAAGGUGGCUCAGGAAGGGAAGCCCAUCUGCUGUUACAAUUGUCAUCCAUGUGCAGAAGGAACCAUCUCCACCAUGGAAGAUGCAGAAAAAUGUACCCAAUGUCCAGAAGACCAACAUCCAAACAUCAGUCGAGUUCACUGUAAUCCCAAGAUGCAAAGCUAUCUUUCUUAUAAGGAAAAUCUGGGGAUUAUCCUGACUGCCAUUGCCUCAUUCCUCUCUUUAAUGACAGGCUUUGGCUUGUGGAUCUUCAUUAAAUUUCUGGAAACACCAGUUGUCAAAGCCAACAACCGGGACCUCUCCUACAUUCUCCUGAUCUCUGUCCUGCUUUCCAUCUUGACUUCCUUCCUAUUCAUUGGCCGGCCAAGGAGAGUGACCUGCCUCCUCCGACAAACAGCCUUCAGCAUUAUAUUUUCAAUUGCCAUUUCUUCAAUCUUGGCCAAAACGAUCAUGGUGGUGUUAGCCUUCUUGGCCACAAAACCAGGGAAUAAAGUGCAGAGAUGGCUGGGGAAGAAAUUGGCCAACUCCAUUGUCCUUUCUUGUUCUAGCCUCCAAGUUAUCAUCUGCAGCAUCUGGUUGGGAACGUUCCCCCCAUUCCCUGACUCUGACAUGCAUUCUCAACCUAAAGAGAUCAUCCUACAAUGCAAUCAAGGCUCUGUCUCCAUGUUUUAUGUUGCCCUCGGGUACAUGGGCUUACUCUCUGCUGUCUGCUUCACCGUGGCUUUCCUGGCCAGGAAUCUCCCUGGGGCCUUCAAUGAAGCCAAGCUGAUCUCCUUCAGCAUGCUGGUCUUCUGCAGUGUCUGGGUGUCCUUUGUGCCAGCCUAUCUGAGCACCAAAGGGAAAUACACGGUGGCUGUGCAGGUCUUUUUUAUUUUAGCAUCCAGCGCUGGCCUGCUGGUCUGCAUCUUCAGCCCCAAAUGUUACAUUAUCAUUUUUAGACCAGAUCUGAAUACCAAAGAAUAUUUGAUGUCAAAAUAA
Molecule: messenger RNA, 1749 nt
Organism: Pseudonaja textilis
Lineage: Eukaryota; Metazoa; Chordata; Lepidosauria; Squamata; Elapidae
Source: RefSeq, a predicted model, not a curated record